AAGGAAGUGGGGCGGAGACUCCUCGCGGAGCCCUCGUCUCCCCCGCGCGUUCCCCCCGCCGCCCGCUCGGUCGCUGCGGCGCUGCGUGCAAGGAAGCCCCUUCCCCGCCGGCCCGGCGUGCCCUCUCCAGCCCGCCCUGUCCCCUCCAGCUACCCCGGCGCAGCUGCAGGCGACCUGAAGUCAAUCCAGCCAUGGCGACUCCCUCUGCUGCCUUUGAGGCCCUUAUGAAUGGAGUGACAAGCUGGGAUGUCCCUGAAGAUGCCAUCCCAUGUGAACUGCUUCUUAUUGGAGAGGCCUCCUUCCCGGUGAUGGUGAACGACAUGGGCCAGGUCCUCAUUGCUGCCUCCUCCUACGGCCGAGGCCGCCUGGUGGUGGUGUCCCAUGAGGACUACUUGGUGGAAGCCCAGCUCGGUCCCUUUCUCCUCAACGCAGUGGGCUGGCUUUGUUCUUCCCCUGGGGCUCCCAUUGGUGUACACCCGUCUCUGGCGCCCCUAGUCAAGAUCCUUGAGGGCUCUGGCAUGGAGGUGAAGAUUGAGCCAGAAGUGAAAGACUCCCUGGGGGUUUACUGUAUUGAUGCCUACAAUGAAACCAUGAGUGAAAAGUUGGUCAAGUUUAUGAAACGUGGAGGGGGCUUGCUCAUCGGAGGCCAGGCCUGGGACUGGGCCAACCAGGGCGAUGAGGAGAGGGUUCUGUUCACUUUCCCAGGCAACCUCGUGACCAGUGUGGCCGGAGUGUACUUCACUGACAACAAAGGGGACACAAGUUUCUUUAAAGUCUCUAAGAAGAUGCCCAAGAUCCCAGUCUUAGUUAGUUGUGAAGAUGAUCUCUCCGAGGACAGAGAGGAGCUCCUGCAUGGCGUAUCAGAGCUGGACAUCAGCAACUCGGAUUGUUUCCCAUCCCAGCUGCUGGUGCACGGGGCUUUGGCCUUUCCCCUGGGGUUAGAUUCCUACCACGGCUGUGUUAUAGCGGCUGCCCGCUAUGGCAAGGGCCGCGUGGUUGUGACUGGCCACAAGGUACUAUUCACUGUUGGUAAACUGGGCCCCUUUCUGCUCAAUGCCGUUCGCUGGCUGGAUGGGGGCCGCAGGGGCAAGAUCGUGGUGCAGACAGAACUGAGGACGCUGAGCGGCCUGCUUGCAGUAGGGGGCAUAGAUGCCAGCAUUGAGCCCAAUCUGACCAGUGAUGCAAGUGUCUACUGCUUUGAACCUGUGAGUGAUGUGGGGGUCAAAGAGCUGCAGGAGUUUGUAGCAGAGGGUGGGGGUCUGUUUGUGGGAGCCCAAGCCUGGUGGUGGGCCUUCAAGAACCCCGGAGUGUCCCCUUUGGCUCGGUUCCCAGGGAACCUCCUCCUCAACCCCUUUGGCAUCAGCAUCACAAGCCAAAGCCUCAAUCCAGGGCCCUUUCGUACUCCCAAAGCAGGGAUAAGGACCUAUCACUUCCGCUCCACCCUGGCUGAGUUCCAGGUCAUCAUGGGCAGGAAGAGAGGCAACGUGGAGAAGGGCUGGCUGGCCAAGCUGGGGCCGGAUGGCGCGGCCUUCCUGCAGAUACCCGCAGAAGAGAUCCCUGCGUACAUGUCUGUGCACCGGCUCCUGAGGAAGCUGCUAAGUCGCUACCGGCUCCCCGUAGCCACCCGGGAGAACCCAGUGAUUAACGACUGCUUUAGCACACACUGUUCAUUAACAGUGGGAAGGUGGGACUUGCACGGCAUCCUGGCCCAGCGACCCUUCCUUCCCAACACCUCCUGGGUGCUCUCCCCUGCCACCCGCACACACCCAGAGGUGACUCUGUGGGGGCAUCUCUCUGCUCAGGUACAGAUUGGCUGCCACACUGAUGACCUGACCAGGGCCAGCAAGCUAUUCCGAGGCCCACUCGUGAUUAACCGGUGCUGCUUGGACAAGCCCACGAAAUCCAUCACCUGCCUGUGGGGCGGCCUCCUCUACAUCAUUGUGCCUCAGAGCAGCAAACUGGGUUCCGUGCCUGUCACUGUGAAAGGGGCCGUGCACGCUCCAUACUACAAGCUGGGGGAGACAUCCCAGGAGGAGUGGAAGAGGCGGGUCCAGGAGAAUCCGGGUCCCUGGGGAGAGCUGGCCACAGACAACAUCAUCCUGACGGUGCCAACUGCAAACCUGCGGGCCCUGGAGGAGCCCGAGCCGCUGCUCCGCCUCUGGGAUGACGUGAUGCGGGCUGUGGCGCGGCUGGGGGCCGAGCCCUUCCCCCUGCGCCUGCCUCAGAGGAUCGUCGCCGACGUGCAGAUCUCAGUGGGCUGGAUGCAUGCAGGGUAUCCUAUCAUGUGCCAUCUGGAAUCUGUGCAGGAGCUCAUCAAUGAGAAACUCAUCAGAACCAAGGGGCUGUGGGGCCCUGUCCAUGAGCUUGGCCGCAACCAGCAGAGGCAGGAGUGGGAAUUCCCACCGCACACCACCGAGGCCACCUGCAACCUGUGGUGUGUUUACGUGCAUGAAACCGUCCUGGGCAUUCCUCGAGGCCGUGCCAAUAUUGCUCUGUGGCCCCCGGUUCGGGAGAAAAGAGUCAGAAUCUACCUGGGCAAGGGUCCCAACGUGAAAAACUGGAAUGCGUGGACUGCACUGGAAACGUAUUUACAGCUACAAGAGGCUUUUGGUUGGGAGCCGUUCAUCCGUCUCUUCACUGAGUACAGGAACCAGACCAACCUGCCCACAGACAAUGUUGACAAAAUGAAUCUGUGGGUGAAGAUGUUCUCCCACCAAGUACAGAAGAAUCUGGCUCCUUUCUUUGAGGCCUGGGCCUGGCCUGUCCAGAAGGAAGUGGCUACCAGCCUGGCCUAUCUGCCUGAAUGGAAGGAAAAUAUUAUGAAAUUAUACCUCCUCACACAGAUGCCCCACUGAAACUGAAGUCAAGAAAUACAAAAGAGAAUUGACACAUCUGAGCAAAGACAACUGAAUGGAUUUGGCUAUAACCGAAGAUCUCAGCACAUUUCUGGAGGAGAGAAACUGGAUGAAGCAUGAUAGUGGAUGGAACAGUGAAGGUGUCUUUCAGGCAGAAUAUAAGCUGAUCCAAACAGCACAACCCCAAAGAGACUUGGGCAUAUGAAAAGUCUAUCUACAUAGAGAAUUAUUCUAGCUAUAAAAUUAACCCCAUCGCAUUCUACCCCAAUCCUUGUGCACAGAACAUAGGCAGUCUACUAUUGGUACCAGUUUAGAAUCUGUUGUCAUUGUUGCUGUUUGUAUAAAGGAGUUAAGUAAACUGCCCGUGGAGAGGUAGGAGUUGGUGCUUCAGAACAGCAUUUCUCUUUUUGUGGAAAUAAGUGACUCCCCACCCCCAGCCUAUCAGCUAAUUCUCCGACAGUUGAAACCCCUCCUCCAAGUACUCAUGUGCUUCCAGCCACAGAAGAGGCUUAUUAGAGAAAAAGACUGAACCCUACAAUGGCAGAAGAAACCCACACCAACUCCUAUAAAAGUCAACAGUUAUAUAUUGAUUCUUAAAAGCAAAUGGUCAGCUAGGAAUCCCCUAGACACUGGGCAUCAGGGUGAGGAGGGAGAGAACCAGGGAAGAAGCAUGUAAGAAAAGUAACCAGUUAGAAUUAGGAGAUUUGAAAACAUACAAAAACUCCAGAGGAAAACAAAGUUAACAUGGAAAAAAUCUUACUAUAUCUUCAGAGAGAUUUGAAGUAUAUUUGUAAGAUGAACACAAAGAAGGGGAAAACUCUGAGAAUAAAAAGCCCACUAAAAGUGAAAUAAGACUGCCAAAAAUAUUCAGUAGACAGGCUAGGAAAUAAAGGCGAGAGAAACCCCCCAGAUACAAAGCAAGGAGAAACAGCAGAAAAUACGAAGAAAGAGACGAAGACGAUCAACAUCUACCCAUUAGGAGCUUCUGAGAGAGAACAUAUGAAAUAUAGGUAAAGAACUAAAAGAAAAAGGAUUGAAGACCAGAAAGAACUAAUUCUUGAGAUUGGGGGCCCCUGAUGUAACCUGUAUCUAGACACGAUCUUGUGAAAUUUUGGAGUAUUUAAGGAUAGAGGGAAGACAUUAAAAGUGCCCAGAGAGAAAAUAAAAUGAGGUCAUCAUAAAGGGCUCAACUAAAAAGGGUGAGAAAUUGACUUCAAGCAGAUUUUUCAUCAAUGACACUGAAUACUAGGAGCCUAUGGGGCCAUGUCUUCAUGUAUGGCAAAUGCUUGUACCCAGGAUUCCAUAGCAAGCUAAACUGUCAAGAGCAAAGUCAAAAUGAAGACCUUCUCUGACAAGCAAGAUCCCAGAAAGUCUACCUCCUUUGCACCCUUACUGAGGAAGUACCUUGAGGUUCUCCAGCGAAAUGGCAAGAAAAUCAGAAAGAGGAAGAAAUGCAAUCCAGCAAACAAUGGCGCUCACCCAGGAUGUCUCACUCUAGAGUGACAGUUACCUGGCAACCCCUUUCCCCCCUCCCAGAGUGCAGUCCCGGGCUCUCUGGGAAGAAUAUGCAUUCUGUGCCAUAGGUAGUAUCAUGGAGAAGCUGGAACAUAUGAGGACAUGGAGGACAUAUGUUCGUUAGUCAACAGAAAGGAAAAGAAAACAAAAAUAUGUCAAGAAAUUCAGGUCCAAUUACAAAACAACAAAAAUUACUUGCGGGAUGUAAGAAGAGACCCAAUUUGACAUUGGUGGUGGCUAUAGUUUCCUUCAAGCAGCACAGGCAUCAUGACAUUGGAUAUGCAUGAAAGGAAAUAUCCUAACUUCUAUUUGGCUCUCAGUAAUAUUUACAUAGCCAAAAUAAUAUAAAAGCUAUUUAUCGGCAUUCGAUGUUCUGAUGAGCCUACAGACAAAACAUGAAAGGCUUAAUUUUUUAUUCAGAACUGCAAUGGAAAGUAAUCAAUCCUGACAAAUUAAGGAAAAGGAGAGCAGAAAGAGGCCGGAGAUUAGUUGAGGGAAAGAAGAAUAGGGCUAUUUACAUAGUGAAAAUGGGGAUGAAAAGUUAUAUAAAGUCUACAGGUAAUGAAGAAACUAGAGGAUGUGUAUCCUGUUCAAAGCUGUAAAUUAAACCCGUAAGAGUGUGAAAAAUGACAUACCUAUCAAAAAAUUGGGGAAAGGAUAGGCAAAGGAAAGGUGGGGACAGUGUAAGUUAAAUCCUUAUCUUUUGUAAUGGGGAAUUAUUAAAGAUGUCUAAAGUUGAUAAGUCAAGAAAUUAUUGCUUAAACAUAUUAUUUAAUGUUAGGAAGUUAGUUAAGAGAAGAUCUAAAAAUAGAAAUUGUUAAAUGCAUCGCCACUAGGGAAUGGGACCGGGGCUUAAAAGGGUGUGGUGGGAAAUCGUGUUUCAUUUUGAGUCCUGUGCUAUUUAAUUUUUUACCUUGUGCAUGUAUUACUUUGAAAAAUUUUUAAUAAACUCAAAUAAAAAUCCUUCAAUGGCUUCAUACUAA
This is a messenger RNA of Manis javanica (Malayan pangolin), 5353 nucleotides long. The record is from RefSeq and is a predicted model, not a curated record. NCBI's taxonomy places the organism in Eukaryota, Metazoa, Chordata, Mammalia, Pholidota, Manidae.